Spirodela intermedia is the source of this 1992-nucleotide messenger RNA. Lineage: Eukaryota; Viridiplantae; Streptophyta; Magnoliopsida; Alismatales; Araceae. The record is from the annotation of a GenBank genome assembly.
AUGUUGUUUUUUGAUUGAUUCGAUUACCGACUUAUCACCUUAAAAUCUUGUACUUUGCAGCAAGCUUCAGAGCGAUGUUUUGAGGGAAGCUAUUACCCAAGUCGUCACGGACUCUAAGGAGAAGAAACGAAAGUUUCUUGAAACUAUCGAGCUCCAGAUUGGUCUGAAGAAUUAUGAUCCCCAGAAAGAUAAGCGUUUCAGUGGUUCAGUGAAACUCCCCCAUAUUCCUCGCCCCAAGAUGAAGGUCUGCAUGCUUGGAGAUGCUCAGCAUGUUGAAGAGGUAUACUUUAUUUACCAAGAAUUGCGUAAACUUGUUCGCCUCCGUUGUGUUUUACAUUCAGAAGGUGGCAUUUGAGAACUCAUUGAUGUUUUUUGUCUAUUCAUUGUGGGUUCACUUAUUCAAUAUAUUAUCGAUUAUAUUUCAAUUCAACUCGCUAUAUAGCUCGUCUUGGAUAUUUUUAUGUUACAUGUUAAUACUAACUUACAUCUUGAAGCGAUUUUUUUUUUUUUUUUUACCGGUGACCUCGUUAAUAAUUUGGACUCGUUGUUUACUCUUCUUAGGACGAGUAGGGCUUUGUUCGAGAGGUGUGUCUUCUGUUCUAGACUUAUUUAGGAGAAAUAUAUUGGGGUUUUUUGGAAGGAUAAUACGAACCUUUUCCUUUGUUGGGGAAAACCGUUGGAUAUCUUUGGUAAUAAUUUGUUCUGAUGUAUUCAGAACUUCCCGUUAAGGAGAGUUGUAAAGGGUGCAUUUCUGUUCUUUCGAACAUUGGAAUAUGGUGCAUGGAUCAAAGCGAGAUUGCUUGCCUGCAUACCAAGGUUUUGAUUUGCUAUAAUUUAUUUCGCGAAAUGGCAGAUGUAAAAUGAACAAAAACCCCAUUUAUGAAGGUGGUGAAAUAUCCUAUCUCUGGCUGUCAUUUGCUGCCCAAGUAAUCAUUAGCGACAAUGGUUUCUCGUCUCGUUUGAAAUUCAUGUGGAAUGAAAUUCUGUUAUUUCUAUUCGAAAGGGCUCAUGAACGAUUGAAAAUUGUUUUGUUUUUGUGCAGGCCGUAAAGAUUGGGUUGGACUACAUGGAUGUAGAAGGGCUGAAGAAAAUGAACAAGAACAAGAAGCUUGUGAAGAAGCUGGCAAAGAAGUAUCACGCCUUCCUUGCAUCAGAGGCUGUGAUUAAGCAGAUCCCUCGUCUUCUGGGCCCUGGCCUCAACAAGGCAGGCGAGUACCAUGUCGUCAUCAGUUUUAUCUUCCACAGCUCCAUUAGUUAUUGGACAUCUUGCGCCAAACUAUGAGACAGUUCGUCUUUGUGAUUUAUGAUUUUUUCAGGCUCAAUCGGAUAGGAACCUACAUUCUUUGUCUCACCUUUCUACGAAUUGUUUCAGUCUUGAUCAUGCUUCCCUUUUUAGGAAACGAGGUUUUUUUUAAUCACAAUUAGAAUUUUGGCCUUACCCUUUGUACUGAAUAUAUUGCUACAAUUUGGGGCAACAUAUGGCAAAGUCACUUCAUGGGAAAGAGGAUCUCUUUGUGAUUGUGUUAGCUUUUCUACAGGAAAGUUCCCUACGCUGGUUUCUCAUCAGGAAUCCCUGGAGUCCAAGGUGAAUGAAACCAAGGCGAUGGUGAAGUUCCAGCUCAAGAAGGUCCUCUGCAUGGGAGUUGCUGUGGGCAACUGCGGGAUGGAGGAGAAGCAGAUCUUCCAGAAUGUGCAGCUCUCUGUUAACUUCCUCGUGUCCCUUCUCAAGAAGAAUUGGCAGAACGUAUGCUUUCUCUCCCUAAACCCUUCCGAUACUAUUUAAUUAUCAUAAACUACUAAGUACCCUUAAGUUACAGUCACUUUCCCUUAUUUUGUGAUGAUAUUAUUAAUUGAAGGCAAAACUCUCUCUCUCUCUAUCUCUCUCUUUAGCUUUAUAGCUAUCUCUGUACAAGUUCUGACUCUGAAAUGUGGGAACAGGUGAGGUGCUUGUACCUGAAGAGCACCAUGGGAAAGCCAAUCCGUGUCUUCUGA